CACUUGCAUCUAUACGUUACUUUCUGUCUGUCGCUUAGUGGGCAUCAUCACUCAAAAUCAAUCCCGGUAGCUCUACAAACCAGCAAUUCAUAUCUUGAAUACUACCUCAGUGCUACCGCCACCCUCUUCAUCUCCGCACUCAUCUCGCAAACACACUCAUUCACUGUCUGCAAACGAUACCUCAUCCCGGCCGUAAUGGCCCAAUUCUACUCCCAGCAUCAGCAGCAGCAGCCAUAUGGCGCAGCGCCCCAGCAGCAAUCCGCACAUAACCUCCAAUUCUAUCCUACCUCCUACUCAUCCGUUUCUGGUCACACAACGCCUUCACAGGCCACAUAUGGCGGCUAUGGUGUAGCUUCAGGCUCUGGCCCUGGAUUUUCAGUUGGCGGGGGAGGUUCGGGGGGAGUUGGCGGAUAUGGUGGGCCUGCUUUUGGUGCUUCGUCGUCCGGCGUGAGUGGGCGCAUGGGCGAGCAAGGUGGAUUGAGGACGGGGUGGUUGGCAGCGUUUGGGACAGAGGGAUAUGAAGGCGAGCCGCCGUUGCUGGAGGAGUUGGGGGUUAAUUUCGACCAUAUCCGAAAGAAGACCCUUACAGUCCUCAACCCCUUCGCCCGCGUUGACCAACACCUCAUGGAUGACAGCGACCUCUACGGUGCCCUCCUCUACAUAAUCCUCUACGGCACAUUCCUCCUCCUCUCCGGCAAAGUUUUCUACGGCUACAUUUACGGCGUCGCCGUCUUCGGCACGUUCGCCCUCCACCUCAUCCUCAGCCUCAUGUCCCCUUCGCUCUUAGACCCCAUCUCCACAGGUCCAGAAACAUCCUCCCUCGUCGACUCCGUCUCCGCCACCGCCGGCUACCACCCGCACGACAAACCAUCCGGCUCAUCCGGCUCAUCGGCUGCCCCAGGCCGCGCCGGACACUUCUCCUCAACCCUCACGUUUCCCCGCUCCGCCAGCGUGCUGGGAUAUUGUUUCCUACCCCUCGUGUUGACAAGUGGCAUCGGCAUUCUUCUACCCAUGGACACGCUGUUUGGAUACCUGCUAACGACAGCCGCGGUGGGGUGGUGCACGUACAGCAGCUCAGGGAUGUUUUGCGCUGUGGCGCGGAUGCGGGGAAUGAGAUUUUUGGUUGCGUAUCCGCUUGCGUUGUUUUAUGUUGUUUUUGGUAUUAUGGGCAUUUUCUCGUCGAGGGGCGGUGGGUCGUUGGUUGCAAAGGCGACGGGGGGCUGAGUUCGUUUCCUAUGUGUAAUCUGUGAACUGUGGGCUAUGUGUGAGCUGGGGUUUGUGGGUGAGAUGCGACAUUUAGAAAGGCGAAGGUGAAAGCAGAUGGGAAGGGUGAUGUUCUGGGUGUUUUCCAUUUGCAUUUAAUGUCUUGUUCUUCUUUACGACUGCAGUCAAUUUGGGUUUGGAAAUGAUAGAUAACUCGAUUGACUUAAUUAUAUAUUUAUCUCUUCAUGUG
Histoplasma capsulatum G186AR is the source of this 1453-nucleotide messenger RNA. Its product is annotated as protein transporter yip1. The transcript is spliced from 2 exons. Gene Ontology annotation, biological process: endoplasmic reticulum to Golgi vesicle-mediated transport; vesicle fusion with Golgi apparatus. Lineage: Eukaryota; Fungi; Ascomycota; Eurotiomycetes; Onygenales; Ajellomycetaceae. Gene Ontology annotation, cellular component: trans-Golgi network. The record is from RefSeq and is a predicted model, not a curated record. The coding region runs from base 196 to 1224 and encodes 342 amino acids.